GGAUGGAUUCUUCAUUGCCUCUAUGCUUGUAAGAGUAGAGCUUGUAGUGAAUGAGAAGCGUGCCUGCAAUUCUUUCAUUCAGUUGGGGUCACGAAUCCCCUGGUCUCGCAUUGAUGGAUCUGUGCCUUUAGAUUUAUCUAUUGAGGAGGUGAAUGUAUUUGCUCAGCUUAUUGCACUCGCGGUAGCGAUGGGGUCUAUAUUGGAGGAAAUUUCUGCCGCGACGACUUUUACAUCAAAAGAGGAGGAAAAAGACAUCGAGGUGCUUCCUGGGAUGGUAAUUAAAGUUGAUGGAACAGUGGUGCGAAAUUCAGACCACGCUUUACCCACCACCGAUAUCAACGUUUCAUCUUCCCCUAUUUUCGUGAACAAUGUAGCAUCGAAGGACAUAGUGAUUGAUUCAGAAGCAGGCGUUUGGGGCCGAUUGUUCCUGCCAGAAUCAGUUACCGGUGAUCAUACCAAUAAGCUACCACUCGUAGUUUACUAUCACGGUGGUGGCUUCUGCAUGGGAAAUGCAGGCGGUGAGAGUCCCACUUAUCAGUCCAUAAGGCUGUGUAGGACCUCCAAUGUUGUGGUAAUAUCGGCAAGUUACAGGCUUGCCCCUGAGGAUCGACUUCCUGUUGCUUUUAAGGAUGCAUGUACUACCAUGUCAUGGCUCCAAAAGCAGUGCAAGUAUCAAGCUGGCGAAGCGGAAGCUGGAGAUCCAUGGCUUAUGAACCAUGCAGAUUUCUCAAGGGUGUUUGUCAUGGGGCAAAGUGCUGGAGGCAACAUUGCGCAUCAUGUAGCUGUGUUCAAACCUAUUGACGAGUUGAAGCCACUCAUAGUUCAGGGAAUAGUGCCAAUUGUGCCAUUCUUCAGUGCUGAAGCUAUAAGCGAAUCCGAGAAGAAUGUUUCUGAAGACGAGAUUCUACCGCUUGGAAAACAUCACACAUUCUGGCGGUUGGCUCUUCCCUUAAAUGCUACUCGAGACCAUCCCUACUGCAAUCCUCUCUCUGCAGAUGCUCCUAAACUUGCGGAAGUGAAAUUUCCAAGACUUUUGGUGAUUGUAGGUGGCAAAGAUCCCUUGUAUACAAGACAGAUCGAGUACUAUGAUGCUUUGAAGCAGGCAGGCAAGGAAGUUGAGUUGGUUGAAGUGCCUGAAGGCACGCACAUUUUCCGCAAAAUUCCUGCCUUAGAAGCAGAAAACGUAAGAGUGGACAAGGCCAUUUCUGACUUCAUACACAAGUCUGAAUGAUCCGAGCUGUAUUAUCGGAUGCAUACACUUGCUCAAGUUUGAGUCAGGAAUCAUUUUGGAAAAAACAUAUAUAUUGUGCAUAAUUAUGAGCUCAUGAAUCAGUAUGAAAGCAAGGUAUUGCUGAGCUGAUUCAAACAUUGGAUUAAUUGUUGUAUUCGCAAACAGUCAGGUGCAAACGUUGAAGGCUCUUCCAUAUCAUUAUGAGCAGUUUUUCUUUA
Physcomitrium patens is the source of this 1449-nucleotide messenger RNA. RefSeq names its product carboxylesterase 20. Gene Ontology annotation, molecular function: hydrolase activity. Lineage: Eukaryota; Viridiplantae; Streptophyta; Bryopsida; Funariales; Funariaceae. The record is from RefSeq and is a predicted model, not a curated record.